This is a messenger RNA of Linum trigynum, 3997 nucleotides long. The record is from the annotation of a GenBank genome assembly. Lineage: Eukaryota; Viridiplantae; Streptophyta; Magnoliopsida; Malpighiales; Linaceae.
GGGAAAUUAGAAUCUAGUGAUGGGUCGUACAAUUGUUAGGCAUCAUUAUUGUCCGACCAUCUCAAUGUUUUUUUUUUUAUAGAAAAUAGUAAUAAUAAUAACAAUUUCUGAUUGCUUUCUUUCUUCCUUUUCUCGUGGUGGGAAAUCAGAGGCCAGUUGCAAUUUGAACGUAGUAUUAUAUCCAAAAUCUAACAAUUCAUUGGUCUCUAAAACAAUAGUAACAAAUUAAAUAAUACGCAGUCAAAAGUUUGAUUAAUCUUCGCACUCGUGACAAAGAAAUUAGAAAAGUGGCAAGUAAGAUCUACUCUAUUAGCGAUCACAAUUGAAUAUGGAAUCUGGAUUUGCGGGUGCACACAUCGAUCCAAUCCGAUCAAAGCAGGAAAAAUGGUUGUUGACGAAUUUUGGACUGGACACAUAUUUUAUCCGCUUAUGAAAUUGUCAGAUUAAUCGGAUGCAAAAAUCCAAUUCGCUUUCCACCCCCCUUCGCGUCCCAAAAAAAAAACAAUGUUGUUUUGCAUAUUACUUUAGUAACUAGGGAUUAUUUUGCUGGUUAGAUUUGGAUGAUGAGUUUGGCAUUCACAUCCAACUUAUCAUGGAAAUGAAACACAUCCAACAAGUACGAUCUAGGAUCAAGAAACAAUAAAUUAUUUUGCUUGUUAGAUUUGAAUGAUGAGUUUGACAUUCAAAUCCAACUAAUCAUCAAAACGAAACAAAUCCAACAACCAAAUUACAAUCUUUUCCAAAUCCACUGUACACUUCAUUGCUCUUAUCAAGUUAUAGGAAAUCUACAGUCAUACACCUCAUAUCACACACACUCUUUCUCAACCAGCCCCACUGACAACUUACAGUACAUAUCAUGUCAUGUCAUUCCAACUCAUGUUGUCACUAAAUUUGGGCCAGUUUUCAGUUUUCACCUACCUAGUUAGCUUCUUAUAUUUACCAACCUUCCCCAUUCAAUUCAAUCCAAUAUAUACAUAGAUGCUUCUUAUCCCUUGUUUUUUAUUAUUUACAAAUGGAUUGUUUGCAUUGCCCUUUGAAUGAUCGAUUACAAGAGAAAUCAACAGGAAAACCAGAGAAAGAUCUUAUUUGUUAGAAAAUAAGGUCUUAGCAUAAGUGGUGAAUGUGUUUAGACUAUUUUCGAGAAGUUUCAGAUUUUGUAGUAAUAUAUCUGAGUACAAGUGUACAACCAAUAAAUACUUCAAUUAAAACAUAGCAGUAAAUCGAACAAGGAUUCACAUCCAUAUUUUACAUGAGAAAGAAUGUAAUUUUUUACGAAACCAUUAAUAUCGAAGGAAUAGUAUAAGUUAAGUGAAGUAGUGAAACUUCAAAAAAAAUAGUAUAAGCAAGCUGGCUGCUCCCAAAAACCCCUAAUAACUGGAACACUGACCACUUAUCAUUCACCCACCUAACCACCUUGUAGGGAAAGGUACAUCAACUUGCCAUGGAACCCACCUGCCUGAAUGACGAAACUAGGCCACAGUCUGCCACCAAGUGACCUCUCUGCAAAUUGAGGAAUACCAUAUGCACCAAAACCUACAUUAUAAGUUGUCAUCAAUUUACUCAAAAAGAAAUAAGAGAAAGAAAACAUACACCUCUUCAUUUUGUACUGUUGUGUGUUUCUCUGCACACAAUAAGAGGAGCUUUCCUUGAGCUUCUGGAAACUUGAGAGAGGAAGAGCAAAAAAACUAAAAGUGAAAAUGCAGAUCAGAGGCAUAGCUCAACAAUCUCCCCUGCUUUCCCUUCAAAACCCACGUUCAAAUCUUGCCUCUCAACCUAGAGUGUGUCGGUUCAAUCACAAUGACCUGGGUUCACUAGCAUUCAGGGUUCAGCAACAUGGGUCUGGUUUUUCAGGUCAAAGUUUGAGACUUUUCCCCCUAAUAGAUGAAGGGGAGAAGAGAUCUCUAGUGUUGCCUUAUUGCAUUGGUUCAAGCAACAAGCUUUUUGGAGAUCAUGAGCAGCCUGAAGGAAGUAGUAGUAGUAGUAGUAGUUUUGUGCCUAAAGUUGCAUCUGCAGCAGAUUUUAGUGGGGAGGAAAGAGGAGUGGAAGAAGAAGAAGAAGAAGAAGGGUUUGAGAGGCAGAGUUUGUGGAAGCAAUUGAAACAGAUUGUGGAGUUUUCAGGACCAGCCAUGAUCAUUUGGCUGUCUGCUCCAGCUAUGAGCCUUGUUGACACUGCUGUUGUUGGUCGUGCCAGUUCAAUUGAGCUUGCUGCAUUAGGACCUGCAACUGUGCUGUGUGACUAUGUGAGACUUGUGUUUGUGUUCCUUUCGGUUGUCACAUCAAACAUUAUUGCCGUUUCACUUGCCAGACAGGACAAAGAAGAAGUUCAGCACCAGAUAUCUAUCCUACUCUUUGUUGGGUUGACUUGUGGGCUACUGUUGCUUUCAUUCAUCAAAUUCUAUGGUGCAUGGGCACUUACUGCUUUUGCAGGACCCAAGAAUUCUCAUAUUGUUGCAGUAUCAAAUGGAUACAUUCAGAUUCGAGCCUUGGCAUGGCCUGCAGUUCUUGUUGGGUUGGUGGCUCAAGGUGCAAGUCUUGGGAUGAAAGAUUCCUUGAGACCCAUGAAAGCUUUGGCUAUUGGUGGUAUCUUAAAUGCCAUUGGUGAUGUGGUCCUAUGCAACAUGUUAGGGUAUGGGAUUCGUGGAGCUGCUUUCGCUGCAAUUGUCUCACAGUUUGUUGCAGCUUAUGUGAUGAUUGAAGGCCUGAACCAGAAAGGUUACAAUGCAUUUUCCAUCAAGGUUCCUAAGCUUGACGAACUCGUUACUAUACUUAGGCUUGGUACACCGGUGUUUGUGACAACAAUGUCAAAGAUGGCCUUCUACUCUGUGAUGAUAUACUUUGCAACCUCCAUGGGGACAUAUUCUGUUGCAGCUCACCAGGUCAUGGUCCAAAUAUUCACCAUGUGUGGAGUAUGCGGCGAGCCUCUCUCACAGACCUCUCAAUCAUUCAUGCCAGAACUGAUAUAUGGUGUCAACAGAAACUUGGCCAAGGCUAGAAGUCUGCUGAAGUCCAUAGUUUCACUAGGGAUGAUAGUUGGAUUGAUUCUAGCCGCCAUUGGAACUUCAGUCCCAUUGUUGUUCCCAAACAUCUUCACACAAGACCAAAUGGUUGUUCGAGAGAUGCACAAGAUAGUGGUACCUUACUUCAUUGCAUUGGCCAUCACACCUUUCAUUCAGACCCUUGAGGGAACCUUGCUGGCAGGGAGGGACCUCAGAUUUCUGAGCAUGUCAAUGACGAGCUGCUUCUCUUUAGGCGCUGUGGUGCUCAUGCUUGUGAGCAGCAAAGGGUAUGGUCUACCAGGCUGCUGGUUUGCCCUUGUUGGAUUUCAAUGGGCACGGCUUUUCCUGGCUUUCCGCCGGCUUCUGUCUCCCAAUGGAAUGCUUUACUCCGAUGAUCAAAGCAGAUACAAGCUAGAGAGCCCGAAAGCUGCUUGAACUUUGAGCUAUUACAGCGUUUCGACUAGAAAAGCUAGACACUUUCUUAGGCAUCACAUCAUCCCAGCAGCCCUUCUUGCCCUGGAAAAGACAUGGAAACAUGAAGGAGUUGCCCAGACAGCAACCUUUGAGUCUGGGUUUUUGUUGGCAGCUGUAUCUGUAUCUAUACUGUAACUGUCCAGAAUGUAGACUGUAUAUAUAUAUAUAUCAUUCUGCACGUCUAAUAAGAUUGGUGUUUUUGACAUAAGGAAAUGGAGAAGUAAAAGAGACUGGAAUGGAAGUUUGAAAUUUUGGGGAGGAAGAGAAUUUGGUUGCCGAAGUAUGCCUUUUCUUUACCUUUUGCACCUGUCGAUCAAAAAGGAAAGUAAUUGGCUUUUAGUGUCCAGGUACGUUUGCUUUGUUCAGCGCAGGCAAAUGUUGGGUAUUUUAGGCCAUAGAAACACCAAUAGGGAGGGGAUUGAGAACUGGAGGUUGAAAAGGAAGUGAAGUUGCAGACAAUACUUGUAACCAAUUGAUCCCAGCCGUCGGUUCCUAUUGGUGGCUCUAAACAAAAGUUCAAAACUUUG